UGUUUACCAAAAUACUGUCAAACUGAGCCCACCCAAAGCAGUAAACAGGAAUGCUAGCUGUUGGGAAGCAUUAUUUAAACGUUCGUUUGCGUUGUUCUGUGUAGACGGACAGUUACCCGUUUGGAGGCAAUGGAAGAAGACAUACUGACAACGUUAAAAAUACUAAUCAUCGGAGAAAGUGGGGUCGGAAAGUCCAGCCUCCUCCUAAGAUUCACGGAUGACACAUUUGACCCGGAGCAAACAGCCACAAUAGGUGUUGAUUUCAAAGUGAAGACCAUCAGUGUAGAUGGUAAUAAGGCAAAGCUGGCUAUAUGGGACACUGCUGGACAGGAGCGUUUCAGAACCCUGACACCUAGUUACUACCGUGGUGCACAGGGAGUCAUCCUAGUGUACGAUGUCACGAGGCGAGAAACUUUUACCAAACUGGAAAACUGGCUCAAUGAGCUGGAGACAUAUUGUACAAGGAAUGACCUUGUGAAAAUGCUCGUUGGAAACAAAAUAGAUAAGGAAAACCACGAGCUUGACAGGGCCGAAGGCCUGAAGUUUGCAAGAAAACAUUCCAUGCUUUUUAUAGAGGCGAGUGCAAAGACCCGCGAUGGCGUUCAGUGUGCGUUUGAGGAGCUAGUAGAGAAGAUCAUCCAGAGUCCAGGAUUAUGGCAGAGUGAGAGCCACGGCAGAGCAGUCCAGCUCACCGAUGAGGACGCGGGAGGUGCCAGCUGCGGUGGAUACUGCUCGCUGUUCUAAACAACAUGCGCAUACACACAAAGCAUUUUUCCAACGAACAAGUGUGAAUACCCAACACACUGACACAAACCUCUGCUUCCGUCCUCCUCCCCUCGCUUGUUGUGUAAUCGCGAGCUGAGAACCCAGACUGUGGGCUGGAUCAUCCACCCUGCCUGUGUUCACACAGGCGUUACUGUUUGCACAUGUUCUUGAUAAAGGUGCGCUUGAAAUGCAAAAGCUGCUCAACCUUGAUCUGAACAACACAGGAUGUGUGUGAUGUGUUCGUCUUGCCUCAUUUUGAAUUGGCGUUCGUGGAGUUGCAAGAUUUUGGGAAAGAUCAUUUGUCAGUCUACACUCUGCAACUCAUUUCUUCUUGAAAGGAGGCAAGUGUGAUGAAUUAAACCAAAAGUGUGUAAAAAAUGUCCUUCCUAAGUAGGAUCAUAGAAUUAUAUUGACCAAGUGUAUUUUUUGUUGCUAUUGAAGGAAUAUCUUGCUUGAGCUGGCUGAUCUGUAUUGAAGCAGGUACCGGUGCUUCGCAACAUGGACAAAUGUAUUGGGACACCAGGCCAUUACUCUUACACAAACUGAAAUUGAGAAAAAUACACCACCUUGCUUCUUAAAGCAACUUCCGCUCCUCCAAUUCUUGAUGGGAUUGGGAUCAGGGCUCUUAAGUGCUUCUACACCAAACUCAUCCAAUCUCAAGACAGAAAUGGACCUCCUCCAAACGCAAAGCUUGAAGUAUAGAAUUGUUCAAAAAGUCUUGGUGAACUAAACAUUUAAGGUCAAGCCAGGCAGCCAUCCCCUGAUUCAUGAAUUAGUUGGUGAAGACAGGUGUCCCAAAACCUUUGUCCUUAGUAUUUCCAGUAUACACCACACUUUGCGUAUGGAGAUGUUCUAUAAUGCCAAACCAUCUUGAAGUCCCUCGCAACACUCUGUGAACGGCUUGGAUCCCGCCCACACUACUGCCUCAUUUGCUCCGUUUAUAAUAGAUUUAGCAAGUGUUUUGGAUGACAUUUUACCACUUUUAUUGACUUUGACUUCUAAAGCUGUGGUGUUUUUUGUCAUGAGUGGAUGAAUCAAAUGUAUCGGCACCAGAAAAAAGCUUUCCACCCAACACCGAAGACGGGAGCGCCUCUUAGUCAAUGUGGCACUUCAAUAGAGUGCGAGACACUCUGGCGCUCCCUCAUUCAGACAGAUAAUAUCAGUGAUAUCACCAACAGGACUGCAUUCUGUCAUGAUGAAGGAAAAGUGUUCAAUAUGAAACAGUCCAGCAAGUGUUGCCUAAAUUUGAAGAGUCAAAAAAGGCUGUGCUCGGUGUCCCGCAUUGCUAAUGGCUUUAACAGUAGUGCUGGUGUUGAAUCUGGGAAAUGUAUAGUAAGUAGUUCUGAGCAUCUGAGCUUAUAACACAGGGAUUGUGAAAAUGACACAAAUAGCCUGCUACAAUGUCUAAUCACAAAUGGGAUUUGUUUUUUGUUUUUAUUUUCUUUACUUGCAUGUGGAACUGCCUUGCCAUAUAUUGUUUUGGCCUGUCUUGUCAACUUAGAUUUAGCUCAUAAGAGUGAAUAGGUUUUAGCAACAGAGUGUUAUUGAACACAAAAGGAAGAAUUGUUUGAAUAGUUAUAUUACUGCAUACUCCUGUUAUGUCUGCCAUUUUUUUUUUAUGUUCAGAGAUAUGAAACAAUUAAUGUGUACAUUUUGUGGAGUUUAGCAAUUAAAGGGAUCAUUCCUAAGUUGUAAAGAUGAAUGUAUACAUAUUCACUACAGACUGCCCGAUCUAUUAAAACUAUUGUUUUUUUAAAGUAAAAAUGUCGCUGUUACACACACUUCAAGCUAUGUUGAGGCGCUGUUAAUGCAAUAAACAAUAAUGGAAAGGAA
This is a messenger RNA of Phyllopteryx taeniolatus (common seadragon), 2598 nucleotides long. It is a transcript of the gene rab18a, whose product is annotated as RAB18A, member RAS oncogene family. Gene Ontology annotation, molecular function: GTP binding; GTPase activity. Bases 130 to 744 code for a protein of 204 amino acids. The transcript has 7 exons. Lineage: Eukaryota; Metazoa; Chordata; Actinopteri; Syngnathiformes; Syngnathidae. The record is from RefSeq and is a predicted model, not a curated record.